CUUCGGGGUAGAUGAGAAGAAGAGGGAGCGUUUAUGCGCAUUUCGGGGACGAAAAGAGCUGAGCUGAAAUAAAGCACCUUCAACAGACUCCCGGCAAUCAUGGGGAGUGUGUUCCUGCCGGCGGACGCGGCCCACUCGGUGCUGCGACGGCUGCGCAGGGCCAACUUCUUGCUGGAGGAGAUGAAGCAGGGUAACAUCCAGCGGGAGUGCCGUGAGGAGAUCUGCACCUUUGAGGAGGCCCGUGAGGCUUUUGAGAAUGACGAGAAGACGAGACGGUUCUGGGAGGAAUACGUGCGGGAGAGCAGUCCAUCUGGAGGGCUGGAGACAGUGGUUGGAGGAGUCCACUCUCUCUACUUGAUCGUGCCAUUGCUGCUGGUUGUGCUCAUCAUUGCCACCGUCGCCAUCACUGUGUGGCGCUGCCACUCCCGCAAGCGCUCGCAGCGCAGCCCCAGCCUGGGACAUUCGCAUCAUGACCACGUCCUGUCAGUGGUCUCUAUGGACCAUUGGGGGAGGGAUUACCACCACGGAGACCAGUCAGAACUCAGUGUCCACAGCAGCCCAGCUUAUCCAGGCUCAGAGCUCACAUCAGGGAGAGGAAGUGCAGGAGACCCGCCACCAUCUUAUGAGGAAGCUGUGGGCCAUACAGAUGUCCACAUAGAGACAGAGCCACCGCCACAGUAUGAGGAUAUAGUCAACACCAGCUCCACUAGUGUCAACGGUGGCCAUGGGAGGUAAACCUAUCUCUCACUACAACCCCAACAAAAGCCCUAACCUACACUAAGACCAUCUUAUCAUUUAGCAGUGCCACUGUUGUGGCAUCACCAGCCUUCCCCACUCAGCACAUAAAGAAACACUAUUAACUGUCUGGUCUAUGGUCUAAUGCAAUGUUUGCCGGAGCCAGUGCUGCUGAAAUUUGCACUAACCUUUCAUCAAUGACGUGAGGUGAUAGCAGGAAGGAGCAAAUGAUUUUGCAAUACCAAAACCAACCAACACCUCUGCUGAUUUUGCUGAAGUUGCAUCUGUGCUGUCACAAAUGUCGUGAAUCAUUCAAGUCAGCAGGCAUAACGAAUGAAGCAUGUCACAUAAAGAAAUGAAGGGUUCUGAUUGUCAUGAUGAAGGACAACUGUUCUAAAAGUGUAUAUGGGGUUGAACUGAUGCUUUAUUGAAGGUUAGUGCCAAUUUGUUUUGUCACAAGUGGUAAAUAGUGGAUACUUUUAAUACCUUUUAAAUUUGACCUCUUUGUUGUCAAAAAUAAUAUUUACUGUUACCACCUAGAAUUUUAUAUAUUACAUAGUUUAGAACAAUUCCACUGAAACUAAACACUGAAAUUAAAGCUGCAUUAGGUGAUUUUUGACCACCAGGUGGCAGAGAAAAUCAAGAACAAACUCAAAGUCAAGCUCAUCAUGGCUAACCUGUGGGCAUACAGUUAUCGACUCACACAUCCUGCAAACACACAGCAUCAUGUGCAUCCCACUGGAGUUUCAUCACACCGUUUACAGCCAGUUGAGUCCAAAAAUACUUGUCAGCUCUGGUUUGUUAAACCAGUUUGAGUCUUUAGUUCACUAAAUACUAAAUAACUUUUUUUUCUUUGCAGUUUUGUGCUGGCCACGUAGUGGAUGCUUGGUUUGUGUAGGCUUGCGAACCGUCAAUAGGAAAUAAAAAGGGAGCUUUUAACAAUUAGUGAACACUGAUAGAGCUGCGGAGUUCUGCCGUGCUGUUCAUUCUCAGUGGGUUUGAUGCUACUAGCAACCCUUCCACAUUACAAUCAGUUAUUUGAUCAAAAAUAUAACUAAAUGCUGGUUUAAAUAGUCGAGUUGCCAAAGGAAUGCAUCGCAUCGAUCCAACUUCAGUCUACACUCGUGAAUGUUUUCAAUUUGAAAUGUUUAAAUUUCGAUCAGUUAUAAAGGGGGUGCUGAAAUGUGUUUUGUGUAUGUGUGUCAUAUGUGCGUAUAUUUUGGUAAUGCAUGCAGCCUGGUCUGUACAUCCGAGGUUGAACCUGGCUACUGUUUAUUGAUGGUUGGUGUUUCGCUGGCCCGUCUCCACCUCCAGGGCUGUUUUUUUUUUUUUAGCCCGCUUUAACUGUGAAAAUCCUGCCCUAACGUUUCCCUCAAAGCAAAUGUAACCAUGUUGGAUAUCACUACACACUCAGUGCCACUUUCACUAAUUGUAUACUGAGGACUCUUCAAAUAGGUUUGCAGCUACAGCAUAAAUCUAAAUUGUGGAGUGACAUGCACAAGAAUGUGAGACAGAAAGCAUUAGAAAAAGAAGCUUUGGGAAAAGUUACCAGAGAUGAGAGAUUCUGUAUUUAAAUUCACUCUGGACAAAGUUCAUGUUUAGCAUGUGUAAUGUACUUGUAUAUAAAUAUGUGUAGCCUGUGUGUGUGAAACUAAGUUACAGUGAGAUUGUUUUUUUUACUGCAUAGGAAUGCGGUGAAUGCGUUGAUAACUUAUACAGUAAGUCGAGAAUACAUGAAGGCACUUUGUGUUUAAGCUCAAAAUGGGCUUUUUGAUGGAAAGUAGGACAGGUCUGGUUUGAUGUACUCAACAUCACUCUCAGCCAUAACGAUGUCACUGUAAUCCUCUGGAAAAAAGUGCUCAUACUCAAUAUAUGCAAUGUUGCUGCAUACACUAAAAACCAAAUAUAUCUGUUAAAUGUUCACAGAUACUGAUAAAUGUCACAUUUUGUGUCACCUCACAGACUUUGAGCACUGAUUAUCAUUCUUCUACUUCUUGUGAGUUGACCUGUGAACCUCAGCACUUGCUAUGACCUUGAUCUGAGUCGUGCUAGUGGAGGUAGCCAUUUUGGUUAGGUCAGUUGUUGUACUGUUAUUUGCAGAGCCCCCUUUUUUGUUUUUUUAACAAUGCCUUAUCAAACAAAAUGUUAUAUAACAUUAAAUGCAAGGGAAUUUGUUAUAAAUCCUUUAUGUGCAGAAGCUUGAAUUAAUUUGUAAUAAAACAUUAAAAAUGUG
This is a messenger RNA of Chelmon rostratus (copperband butterflyfish), 2968 nucleotides long. It is a transcript of the gene prrg1, whose product is annotated as proline rich Gla (G-carboxyglutamic acid) 1. Gene Ontology annotation, cellular component: extracellular region. Gene Ontology annotation, molecular function: calcium ion binding. The transcript has 4 exons. Lineage: Eukaryota; Metazoa; Chordata; Actinopteri; Chaetodontiformes; Chaetodontidae. The record is from RefSeq and is a predicted model, not a curated record. The coding region runs from base 100 to 735 and encodes 211 amino acids.